AUGUCUGUCACUUAUAAUUCCGUUACGCCUGAAGCCUUUAACAAAAUUCUUGUCAAUUACAUCGAAAAACGCUCCAAGAAGAGACAGGCCAAAGCCUUUAUAACGCAGGAAAUGUAUGAUCAAGCCAUUCUAAUACUGCUAAAUCCUAACAAUAUUAGAUUGGCUGACAAGAAGUAUCGACACUGGGUCCGUACAACGUUUGAAUUAAGAGAAAGCGAAGAUGGACAUGGUCACGUACUCUAUAAAAAAUCAAAAGGACGUAAUGCAAGACCAGCACGUCCUGUCUGUCCAAAAGAACGAUUGUUCGAGGUACUCACUGACAUUCAUGACAAACUGCAACACCCCGGGAUGACUGUCUUUUGGAAUGCUAUUGCCUCAAAAUAUGCUUACAUUACGCAAGACUUGGUGGAAAACUUUAUCAGUUACUGUUCUGUGUGUAAUGCUCAUAGACGUAUGGACAGAUUCUCCACGAGACCUAUUAUAAAAACAAAAUUCUUAACGAGAGUCCAAGUUGAUAUUUUACAGAUGUCUCACAAAGAUGAAGACUUUCAAUACGUCUGUCUAGCAAAAGAUUAUUAUACGCAGUGGUUAUGGACAGCCCCACUAAAGAUCAAAAACUCUCAAGAGGUAGCAAGAGCUCUUCAUAACAUGUUUAUUGUAUUCGGUGCACCAUUGAUUCUUCAGUCAAGCAAUGGAAAAAGUUUUACAGUAAAUGUUAUUCAGAAACUAAUGAAGAUGUGGCCACAAUCUAAGAUUAUUCAUGGAAAGUCGUGCCUCCAAUCACCAGAAAUUGUGGAGAAAGCUAAUGAUAUUUUUAAGAAGAGUCUUGUAGAAUGGAUGGAGUCAAAUAAAACUCUCAAAUGGAGCAAUGGACUUUCGACAGUAACUUAUACGAUAAACACUUCGGUUUCUCGGGUGACAAAUACGACACCUUAUGAACUGGUGUUUAGCCAAAAGGUGUGUACGGACCUGAAUUUAGUAAAACAACUUCAAGAUACCGAUGUACAUGAGGAGCACGAGUUAGACAUGGAUUUCGCUGCACCAUCAUAUUAUGGCGUCAGUAACUUUUUAUGUAAUACUACGGAAGAGACAACUUUUAAACAAGAACAUUCUGAACCAACUAUUAAGCAGGAAGAAGAAACUGACGAAGGAUUUGCGAGUCAAACAACUACACAAACGUACAAAAUACAACGUCUUAACACCAAUAAUUAUCGCGAUUCCAAUAAUGUAAUGACUGAUGACCAACAGAACAAUCAGCAAACAACUCCUGCACAGGCCUUGGAGCCUACAAAACCAAUGUCAAUUAAAGACUUUUGGGAAAAGGCAAAAAACAUGACUGAAGAAAAUUGGGAAAAUGUAAAGGAAUUGCUAUCCUCAAGUGAAGAUAUAUUGGCUACGGAAAAAUCAACUGACAAGUUGAAAAACAUUUAA
This is a messenger RNA of Paraglomus occultum, 1431 nucleotides long. NCBI's taxonomy places the organism in Eukaryota, Fungi, Glomeromycota, Glomeromycetes, Paraglomerales, Paraglomeraceae. The record is from the annotation of a GenBank genome assembly.